Microstroma glucosiphilum is the source of this 1368-nucleotide messenger RNA. RefSeq names its product N-terminal nucleophile aminohydrolase. Lineage: Eukaryota; Fungi; Basidiomycota; Exobasidiomycetes; Microstromatales; Microstromataceae. Bases 1 to 1368 code for a protein of 455 amino acids. The transcript is spliced from 3 exons. The record is from RefSeq and is a predicted model, not a curated record.
AUGUGUCGUCUCUUGGUAUUCAAGGGCGUGGAGCCGAUCCAGCUGUCCAAUUUGGUCACGAAGCCAGCCCACUCCAUCAUCAAUCAGGCCUUCGAUGCUCGUCUUCGCCUGGACGCUACCCGAUCUGUCAAUGGCGAUGGGUUCGGUCUUGGAUGGUACGAUGCUACCGAAUGUGAAGCCGCGGAGUCAUCUGCACCCCGCACCGCUGAUACCGAAGGCGUAGAAGGUGUCGCCCUUGCAGCACCAUCAAAAGACGCCAAGGACGCCAACCCCGAGGCGCCUUGUAUCUUUACUUCUGUCACGCCGGCCUGGAACAAUCAGAACCUACGACGGCUAUGCGAGAAGAUCCGAUCGCCCCUGGUAUUUGCUCAUGUUAGGGCCUCUACCGCUGGCGCUUUAUCGGAGACCAAUUGCCAUCCUUGGAGAUUCGGCCGUCUGAUGUGGAUGCACAAUGGACAGAUCUCUUCCUUCUCAAAGCUAAAGAGGACUCUGCUGUCCUCCCUGAACGAUGAGCUGCUGGACUUUCCACAAGGGCAGACUGACAGCGAGUGGGCCUUUGCGCUCUUCCUCAGUCAUCUCGACAGGCCUCACAGGGAGGAGGCUUUUGGCUGGAAGGAGCUCAAGAUUGCCAUGGAGACGACGAUUGCAGAUCUCAAUGCUUGGGCGAAGAGCAAGGGUGUGCAGGAACCAUCACUGAUGAAUUUCUGCGUCACAGAUGGUCUGUCCAUCUUGUGCACUCGCUACGUGUCUUCCCUCCAUGAUGAAGCAGCCUCUUUGUACUUUUCUUCAGGUACAAGUUUCUACGAGAGAGAGAAGGGCAUGUUCCGCAUGCGAAAGGAGGACAGGCGACAGAACAUUGUAGUGGUGGCCAGUGAGCCUCUCACGUUCCAAAAAGCCGAUUGGAUGGAGGUGCCUACCAACACCAUGAUCAUCAUCACACCGAAGAUGAACGUCCUUCAGAUUCCCAUCCUAGACGAAUACUCCCCCAUCGACCGGCCCCAUCCUACAAGGGCGCCAAGAGCAGCAAAUGCCUCGAAGACUGAUGAGCUGGACAACUCCUUCCAAUAUCAAAGUCACCAAGCCAAAGCGUCCCAUUUCACCUCUCCUCUGCAACGCAUCCACGUCGAAGACGUCAGUCGAACUGCGCGCAACCGUGUGCCAGGCACUGGCGAGGCAGACGAGGAGGAGACCGGCGAGGAGUCCUUUCUGGAGAAGGCGCGACAGAGGAAUCGGCGUAGGGAAGGUAGUACGCAGCGUUCGCCUGCUUUUGCCUUACACAAGGGCUUUCCACCAAACAGCCACGUCGGCCUUGGUGUAGCAGGCGGUGUCAGCAGCAAUGCGGGGGCCGCUACCGCGGGCAAUGCCUGA